GUUUGUAGUUGGAAGUGUUGAUUGCUAGAUAGCUGAAAACAGACCAGGGGGGACAUUAUAACAUAUAAUUUUGAACGGAAGCGAACUGUAGCUAAGGAGGAGAUUCUCCCCUGCGGACGCGACUAGGAGCUGUAGCCUUCUUUUUUUAGUCAUGAUGCGACUGGUUGGGUAGGUUGAGGCUGUUGCUGUUGCUGUGGAGCUGAUGCACACAAUACUGUUGCUGCCAUUUCUUUCACCGCCACCGCCAGGUUUACCGAAAGACAAUGUUGUUGAUGAAUUGUUGGUGUCGUCUGUGGCAAUAGUCACCACGAUGGUGAUUGGGCUGGGGGAGGUGGAUGCGCGAGCGACGAAAGCGGUGGAGGUGUUGGCCGUGGUGACGCACUAGCAUGAAGGGCACAUGGUGACGGUGGUAGCAUGGAGCUG
Molecule: messenger RNA, 423 nt
Organism: Linum tenue
Lineage: Eukaryota; Viridiplantae; Streptophyta; Magnoliopsida; Malpighiales; Linaceae
Source: the annotation of a GenBank genome assembly